This is a messenger RNA of Bubalus bubalis (water buffalo), 835 nucleotides long. It is a transcript of the gene CLDN34, whose product is annotated as claudin 34. Lineage: Eukaryota; Metazoa; Chordata; Mammalia; Artiodactyla; Bovidae. Gene Ontology annotation, biological process: bicellular tight junction assembly; cell adhesion. Gene Ontology annotation, cellular component: bicellular tight junction; plasma membrane. The coding region runs from base 115 to 756 and encodes 213 amino acids. The record is from RefSeq and is a predicted model, not a curated record. The transcript has a single exon. Gene Ontology annotation, molecular function: structural molecule activity.
UAAACGUAGGGGAGGAGAAUGGAGAUAGCGGCUUGAGUGUGUUGUUCUAGGCCAAAUUUUCCAAACUCAUGAUGUCCUAUAUUUGUUUGCAGUUCACUUGGGUACACAUCUACCAUGUCCUUGCUCAUCAAUAGUGCCAAUUGCCAAAUAGUAGGUUUUGCAGUAGCCACUAUUGGAUGGAUCCUCGGCACCACUGCCAUGGGCUUCGUGGAGUGGCGAGUAUGGUAUCUAGAUAACGCCUCACAAUUCUCUGGUCUGGCCUGCCUGGGAAUGUGGAGAGUCUGUGUCUUCCAUCAAACCAACAUCACCACAGCUACCUCAUGUCACAGUUACAGCUACCAUGAUACUUACCUACCUCUUGAUAUCCGUGUUUCUCAACACCUCUUACUGAUGGCCAGCAUUCUAGGACUCUUGGGGAAAGCCUCUGUUACUUUUGCACUUAAAAAUGUGUCCACGGGAAUUCUUGAGACUACUACUACCUACAAAGCAUUUGUCAUUUCAGGAAUUCUCCACAUAGCUGCUGGUAUCUGUAUCUCAGUUGCUGUCAUCUGGAAUUACCACUCUGUGAUGACUGAAGAGGGUAUUGUCUUCCCACCAUCUUUCAAUAUACCCUUCAAGCCAUAUGCUCAGAAAUUUGGCAACACUGUUAUAGUGGCAUGUCUAGCUGCCUUUGCGCUGUUCUUAAGUGGGUGGUUUUUUCUCUCUUACAAAUUACCCCUGGAUAACCAGGUGCAUCCUGAAGUAUCAGGAAUGUAGAUUCCUGUUUGCAUUGACCUUACAAAAACAAACAUUACUAAAAGUUUGUCGGAAAUCUUACCAUGAUGCUUAAUCAAAU